UCCGCAGAUGAGACCGUCGCGUUGUCCAGCGGGUCUCACUCCACCGUGUGUGUUUCCCGAACUCUCUCCUGAACUUCAAUAGUGCCAGAAAAAAAGCACUAAAUCCCAAACCAAAAAGCUGGUGGAGCUAGCUAGCUGUACGCUAGGAGGAUCUCCCCCCCACCCCACCCCCAAACUCCGAACUACUACACACAACUCGCGCGUCUCGCUGACGAUGGCGCGCUGAGCAGCUGAGAGGAGCGCUGAAGUAGUAGCGAGGAGACCACCACUCGAGACCACCACACGACUAUGGAGGAGCGCAGGGAGGCGGGAGUCUAGACGAGUUAUCACAACUGCAGGCUGAAUCCAGAUUACGCGUUUUUUUAAGCCCGUUUGACUAGACAGGUCCCACGAUUUAUUUAUAUUUUUUAUCGGAUUUCAUUCGUAUCGCUUUUUGCACGCAAGGAUGCACGAAAAGGACGCGAGGUGUAGCCGGGGAUGCUGGCCGACGGCGCUGCUGCUGUCAUGCGUCUUGGCUCUUCUCCUGGUCCCCCUGCCUGUCCGUGGCGAUACAGUUGCAGCCAACAUCACCGAAGCGGCUGGGCUCGUUAAUCGCAGCUCCCUGCUUAACGAGGGGGCGGGGCCGGAGCAGGUUGACGAGGUGCUGACCGGAGCGGUGACCGGAGCCGGCCUGGUGGCGGCGGAGGCGGCGGCGGGCAGGGCCGGGCGCGUCAUUCGUGCCGGGGAGAAAGACGAGCAGGGCAGCGGCAUGUUCGGAGAGACCGCCGUGCUGCCCGCCGUGGAGGAGGUGGGCGUGGCCGCUCCUCCCCAGCUCAGCCCCGACUCAGCGGAGACGGAGCUCUUGUUGCCUAGCAACCCCCGACGCGAGGAAGCGGCGCCGCCGACGAGCGAGAAGGAGGAGGAGGAGGAGGAGGUGGGUGGCGAAGAGGAGCGAGAGGCGGAGUCCACCAACCCGCCGUGGCUGGUCGCCAAGGACACCUCCGUGUUCGACCUGGACCCCCGUCUCCUCACCACCACGCCCCCGCCCCCGGGCGCCGUCAACCCCUCCCACCCGGACAUCCUCCACGUGGACUUCUUCGACCAGGCGGCGCGCGGCCGCAGCGACCUGGCCCCGCCCUCCCCCUCCUCCCUGGCCCACGAGCUGCAGGGCGGGGACCCCACCUCCUGGGCCAUGCCCGACAGCUACGACUACCUCACCCCCUACGACGAGGGGGUCUCGCCCACCGCCGACGAGUACACCUACAGCACCACCACCGAGACCUACGACAGCGCCGAGGACCCCAGGCUGGCCCCGGGCCGCCCCGGGCCCCGGGCCCCCGAGGACAAGGCCCCCCUGCCAGGAGGGGGCGCCGCGGCCGAGAGCCCGGACACCCCGAGGGUGCCGGUGUACGCAGUGGACGGGUCUGACGGGCUGGGGGGCUGCCGUGUGGGCUACCAGAUGCUGAACGGGAGCUGCCGCUCGCCCUGUGAUUCGCUGACCAACUACUGCUUCAACGGAGGGCAGUGCUACCUGAUAGAGGGACAGGGGGCGCUCUGCAGGUGUAACGUCCAGGACUACAUCUGGCACAAGGGGUCCCGGUGCGACGCGGUGGUGACAGAGUUCCAGGUGAUGUGUCUGGGGGUGGGGGCCUCUGCCCUCGUGCUCCUGCUGCUCUUCAUGAUCGUCGUCUGCUUCGCCAAGAAGCUCCACGUCCUCAAAACCGAGAACAAUAAGCUGCGCAAACGCAGCAGUAAGUACCGGCCCUCCUCGGAGCAGCACAAUGAUAAUUUCUCCCUGUCCACCAUCGCUGAGGGCUCCCACCCAAAUAAAACCAUGAGCAGAUACACCUGGGAGUGUAAGACCAAAGAGGAGUCCGACUGCCAGGAUGAUCCUGGCUCCCAGAACAAGCUGGAGGACCCGGUGAAGGCCUCUCCCAGGGAGGACGACUCCCUCAACAUCCACAACUCCCUCACCCCCAAACACGAGAACCACAAGGUGCUGGGCGAGGAGAACUCCUCCGAGGUAAACUCCCUGCAGAACAACAUGAUGUGA
This is a messenger RNA of Gadus chalcogrammus (walleye pollock), 2032 nucleotides long. RefSeq names its product chondroitin sulfate proteoglycan 5a (gene cspg5a). NCBI's taxonomy places the organism in Eukaryota, Metazoa, Chordata, Actinopteri, Gadiformes, Gadidae. The transcript is spliced from 6 exons. The record is from RefSeq and is a predicted model, not a curated record. Bases 446 to 2032 code for a protein of 528 amino acids. Gene Ontology annotation, biological process: nervous system development.